Messenger RNA from Branchiostoma floridae (Florida lancelet), 1056 nucleotides. Its product is annotated as snaclec A6-like. NCBI's taxonomy places the organism in Eukaryota, Metazoa, Chordata, Leptocardii, Amphioxiformes, Branchiostomatidae. The record is from RefSeq and is a predicted model, not a curated record. The transcript is spliced from 4 exons. The coding region runs from base 256 to 741 and encodes 161 amino acids.
AAUUUAUUUGCUGUGGCCUAACAUCGUGAGUGCGGCCAGUUGAGUCAGAUAAUUAAAGGCGAGGCCACACGUCAGGACGCGCGUUCACAUCGCAUAUCUGCGCGCGCUCCGCUCUCCGAGUAUCAGUUGGCGACUGCGACAGUGCGCCUCAGCACGUAGUGACUCCCUUGUCAGUCGAAGAAAUCACAGUUUUAGAUUGAGCCGCGGACUUUUGCCACUUUUGAGAACAGCCAGGUGUAGAGUUGGGCGCACAACAUGAAGGCUGUCCUCGGGUUCGUCAUUGUCAUUCUGGUGGCGCAUGUGUGUUCAGCCACUUCAGACUGUCAACUCCAAAACCCGACCUUCCAGACGGACGAUUUUUAUGUCUACAACGGUAUUUGCCAUUGGUUCUCCGUGAACAUGGCCUGGUCUAACUACACGGGUGCUAGGACGUUCUGCAGCCGUCGCGGCGCCAGGCUUGUUACGAUCAAGGACUCUGCCAAACAGCGGUGGCUUGAGAGUCUCUUUACCACCAACAGCUUGCCGAGAAGAAACUUUUGGAUUGGAUUGGACGACCUUGACGAGAAAAAUUUCAAGUGGAGCGACGGUUCGGCUUUCGACGUCGCCAACGACUACAACAACUGGUACAAGCCACUGAAACAUCACAAGCUCAGGGACUGCGCUCUGCUCCACCGCGUGGGCAAGAAGUGGGUUCUGGUCAGCUGCAGGAGACGGUUCCGCUACAUCUGUGAAAUACCUUAAACACAUGGCCUGAUCCACUGCCGACGCUGAAGACGACAUGCAUCGGCUGAGCAGACAGUUUCUUCCGCGCAAACAACACUUUCUUCAUCACCUGCACCAAAGUACUGCGGGCUAAAUGUAUGCAAAUUGCUUGAGUUUGAAGUCUUGUAUUUAGUCAUCAAUACACUGGUGUAAGAUGAGAGAAAAUGCAUUUAAAGCAAUGUGGCAAUGCUUCAAUAUACAGUUGAGCUUAAAACAAACUCAUCUUACUGCUUCCUCUUUCCAGUCCGACAGGAAUGAAUAAAUGAAUGGAAUGAAUAAAAUCAACGAAAAAAA